Messenger RNA from Esox lucius (northern pike), 1740 nucleotides. Its product is annotated as trifunctional nucleotide phosphoesterase protein YfkN-like. The transcript is spliced from 11 exons. Lineage: Eukaryota; Metazoa; Chordata; Actinopteri; Esociformes; Esocidae. The coding region runs from base 1 to 1740 and encodes 579 amino acids. Gene Ontology annotation, biological process: nucleotide catabolic process. Gene Ontology annotation, molecular function: hydrolase activity. The record is from RefSeq and is a predicted model, not a curated record.
AUGGAUCACAGUUGUUCAAGUUUAAAAGCAGAUGUAACUUGCAACAAACCAGAGUUAGUUCUCACAAUAUUACACUUUAACGACGUGUACGAAGUUGAAGCACGACCAGAAGAGCCCGUUGGCGGAGCCGCAAGGUUUGCCACUGCUCUAAAGAAAUUCCAGUUGCUGAAUCCUUUUGUAGUUUUCAGUGGUGACUGUCUGAGUCCCUCUUUGCUAAGCACAGUCACAAAAGGAAAGCAUAUGGUAGAUGUUCUUAAUAAAUUAGGAGUCCACUGUGCAGUCUAUGGCAAUCAUGAGUUUGACUUCGGCGUGGACCACUUGGAAGAGCAGACAAAAACGAUGACCUUCCCGUGGCUCCUCAGCAACGUGUAUGACAGGUUCACCAGUGAAACACUGGGACAUGGCGUGGUCAGCACCGUCCUCGAGUGGAACGGCCUGAAGAUCGGUGUCAUGGGCCUUGCAGAGGAGGAAUGGCUGGAUUCCCUGGGUACUGUGGACAAGAAAGACCUUGACUAUAUAGACUACGUGGAGACAGCUGACCAUCUGUCAGCUGAAUUGAGGGACAAAGGGGCUAACCUGGUCAUUGCGCUCACACACAUGAGGUGGCGUAAUGAUAUAAGGUUAGCUUUAGAGUCCAAGGGUUUGGACCUCAUCCUGGGAGGACAUGACCAUGAGUAUGGUGUUCUGGAGGUCAACGGGAUUCUGAUUGUGAAGAGUGGCUCUGAGUUCAGAUACCUGUCCAAGAUUGAUGUUGUGAUGGACCAGGAUGGGGAGUUCGAAUACAGCUGUGAAAAGAUAGUCAUAAUGAAAGACCUUCAGGAAGAUGCUGAAAUUAAAAACAUUAUCAGAGGGUACACUGAUAAUAUGCGGCACAUGCUUGGAGAGCUCCUGUGCCACAUAGAGGUGCCCUUGGAUGGACGCUACACCUCGGUUAGACGAGCAGAGUGCAACCUGGGUAAUCUGGUCACCAACGCCAUGCUGGAGGCUACGCACGCUGAAGUGGCGCUUUUAAACUCAGGUACUCUGCGUUCUGACCGCCUACACCCAGCGGGGCCCCUGACCAUGCAUGACCUGCUGCAGAUCCUGCCCAUAAGGGACCCAGUGUUGGUAGUGGAGGCCACAGGUCAGCAGAUCCUUGAGGGCCUGGAGAAUGGAGUCAGCAACUACCCUGCUCUGGAUGGAAGAUUCCCUCAAGUUUCUGGGAUCCAGUUUGGCUUUGAUCCCAAUGGAAAGCCUGGCCACAGAGUCAUAGCUGAGACAGUGAAGAUCCAAGGCAAGAGUUUGGAUAGAGACAGAAAGUACCGGGUGGCCAUGAAAGAAUUCCUAACAAAGGGCAAAGAUGGCUACACCAUGUUCAGUGGCUGUCCUCAUAAGCAGGAUAUAGAGAAUGCUCAGAUCCUGUCUACCAUUCUUAUCAACCAUUUUGAGUCUGGCCAGAUUGUCAGAGGCAUGAAGAAGUGGAGGUCUGGCCACAGGAUGGGGCUCAUCAAGGUGUCCUGCAGCCCCUCUGUGUCAGCCAUUCAGAGAUCCAAGCUGAAGGGAGAGGAGGCCAACCAGAAGCCGAUGGCCAAGCAGAAACCGAUGGCCAACCAGAAACCGAAGGCCCACCAGAAACUGAAGGCCCACCAGAGCCUGAAGGCCCACCAGAAACCAAAGGCCAACCAGAAACUGAAGGCCAACACUUCUGAUCAGCCUCCCAAACAAGACGGACUGUCAGUGAGCACUCAGACAGCAACAUGA